AUGAAUUUUUUUAAGCUUCGCAGAUUUUUUGGAGCUGCUAAAGAUUAUUCUUCCGUCAUUUCAGGGCAUUCAAAAGCUCAUCCUAUUUUGCUAUACUCACGUUCAGAUUCUCAGCAAAGUGCUAGAGCAAAAUCUUUGUUAUCUGAACAUAAAUUAUCACCAUUUGUGAUUGAAAUAGAUAAGGAAGAAGAUCCAAAAUCUUUUAGAGAAGCUCUUAAAGAAGCAACAAACUUAACAAGAAUUCCGAUAAUUUUUGUUCGAGGAAAGCCAAUUGGUGGCUUAGGAGAUCUUCGGAAAAAAUUGAAGAAUGGAGAGAUACAGUCUGAACUGAAAGACAAAUAA
This is a messenger RNA of Blepharisma stoltei, 342 nucleotides long. The record is from the annotation of a GenBank genome assembly. NCBI's taxonomy places the organism in Eukaryota, Ciliophora, Heterotrichea, Heterotrichida, Blepharismidae.